CUGUAAUGUCGAGGAUUGUUAGAGGGCACGGAGGAAAGAGAAAAGAGUCGGUGGCGGUGGCCAUAGACAAGGACAAAGGAAGUGAACAUGCCAUCAAAUGGGCAGUUGAUCAUCUUCUCACCAGAGGCCAGCCUCUCACAUUGCUCCAUGUUAACCAAACAGGCUCCGACCCCCAACAAACCCAAGGGCUCUUUCUUUCUUUCCGUUCCUUGUGCUCCAAAAAGAAUAUAAAAUGCAAUGAAGUCGUAAUCAAGGACACUGACAUUCCAAACGCAAUCAUCGAUUAUGUUACGGCCAACACUGUUGAGAUUUUGGUACUUGGCGCACCAUCCAAAAGCGGCCUUUUCAGAUUUAAGCUCACAGACGUUCCAAGCACAGUGUCAAAAGGGGCACCGGAUUUUUGCUCUGUUUAUGUGAUUGGCAAAGGAAAGGUCUCGUACAUGCGAUGUGCUACUUCUGCACCCCAAAAAUCUGCCCAACGUAAUCAAGUACAACGCCAACCAAGCCCUAAUUCUGAAGCCAGAUCUUCAGCAUUGAAUAGGAUGCAGAACUAUUCUGCUCGUAACCAGCCAGAUGGUGACAUCCAAAUCAAAGGGGCUACCCAAACAAAAAUGAUUUACAGGUCACCGUUCGCACGAGGAAGACCCUCCAUGGACAAAUCAUAUGAGCUUUCACCAGAAACUGAUAUAUCAUUUGUAAGCAGUGGAAGGCCAAGUAUUGAUCGCAUGUCACCUCGCUGUGACUUUGGUGUAGAAUCAGGAAUGAACUCUCGACUUUCAAUCGGCUCAGACGGGGACAACAGAAGCUCCACAUCGUCUUACUCAAGACACAAGUUUUUAGAUAUGGGAUCUUUACAAUAUGAAAUGUCUUCAUGCUCAACUGACGGUGGAAAAUCAUGGUCAUCGUCACAAAACAUGGACGAUGUGGAAGCUGAGAUGAGGAGGCUCAAGCUAGAGCUUAAGCAAACAAUGGAAAUGUACAGUACAGCGUGCAAGGAAGCUCUGACAGCGAAAGACAAGGAAAAAGAAAUUAACAGGUGGAAAUUGGAAGAUGAACAAAGGCUAGAAGUGGCGCGACAUGCUGAGGAAGCUGCUUUGGCACUUGUGGAGAGGGAAAAAGCAAAAUGUAAGGCAGCCAUUGAGGCAGCUAAAGCAGCUCAAAGGAUUGCUGAAUUGGAAGCACAAAAAAGAAAGGUUGCAGAAAUGAAAGCCCAUAAAGAAUCCGAAGAGAAGAACAAGGCACUUCAAGCAAGGUCAUAUGAUCCUAGGUACAGGAAAUACACAAUUGAGGAGAUUGAAUCGGCAACAAAUGAUUUCUCACAAGCUCGAAAAAUCGGUGAAGGAGGCUAUGGACCAGUGUACAGAGGUGAACUAGACCACACACGAGUGGCAAUAAAAGUUCUACGUCCAGAUGCAGCUCAAGGACAGUCGCAGUUCAAGCAGGAGGUUGAAGUAUUAAGCAGUAUACGACAUCCAAACAUGGUUCUCCUCCUUGGAGCUUGUCCAGAGUACGGUUGCUUGGUCUACGAGUACAUGUCUAAUGGGAGCUUGGAAGAUCGUCUCUUCUGCAGAGGUAACACCCCAGUUAUUCCUUGGCAGAUAAGGUUCCGAAUCGCUGCAGAAAUCGGGACAGGGCUUUUGUUCUUUCAUCAGGCCAAGCCAGAACCCCUUGUACAUCGUGACCUAAAACCUGGAAACAUCUUGCUAGACCAUAACUAUGUGAGCAAGAUCAGUGAUGUAGGUUUAGCUAGGCUUGUCCCUCCAUCUGUAGCCAACUCUGUCACUCAGUAUCACAUGACAUCAACAGCCGGAACAUUUUGCUACAUCGACCCAGAAUAUCAGCAAACUGGCAUGCUUGGGACAAAAUCUGAUAUCUACUCACUUGGCGUCAUGCUUCUACAACUAAUAACAGCCAAGCCACCAAUGGGGUUGACUCAUCAUGUUGAGCGGGCUAUUGAGACGGGAACUUUUGCUGAGAUACUUGACCCUGCUGUUCCUGAUUGGCCAGUUGAGGAAGCCUUGAAGUUUGCCAAGCUUUGUUUACAAUGUGCUGAAAUGAGGCGAAAGGACAGACCAGAUCUUGGCAAGGUUGUGUUGCCUGAACUUAACAGAUUGAAAGCACUCGCAGACGAGAGCUUCAAUUGUGUCAUGUUUGGUGCUGGUGGAGUAUUCUCACCGAGGCAACGCUCGAAUCCCUCAAUGCAAGAUGUGAUAAGUCAACAAUCCGGAUGUGAAAGCUCAAGGAGCCGUUCAAGCACACCAUCAUUUCCUGGAAAGAUGGAGUUCUCAAGUUGACAAAACAUUCCUCAUCCAAAGUGAAACAAAUUCACAUUAUCUUAACCCUUAUCAUCUUGACUAUCCCAGCUACAUAAUUGGAGUUGUUCUUCAGUACGUUAUAAAGUUUUUAUUGGAAGUUGUUUCACAAAAAGAGGAAAAGAUUGUAUGAAAGAGAAAUCAACUGUGUAUAUUUGGAACUCAUUGAUAAUUUGAUGAUACAGAAAUUUUAAUUUCAUAAAGGCUUCAUUUAGAGAUUUCAAGUUUCUAUAUCUAACCUCUAGAACUCGUUUGGUGCCUACGAAAUGUUAUAUAUUCGAUAACUCAUUAUAUUCAAAGUAUGUUGAAGGAAGAAAUGAAGAAAUUUGUCCGAGUUGUUGGUAGAAUACAGAUAACUCACCAUAUUCAUGUUGAAGGAAGAAAUGAAGAAAUUUGUCCACGUUGUUGGUAGAAUACAGAUAACGCACCAUAUUCAAACUAUGAAGACGAUGACGCCGUACGUCAGGAGAGGCCACAGGGUAAGCAGCUCUGCUACAAGCACGCGGAGCAAAUAGAAACAUCAUCGCCCUUAGAUGCUUUGCUACUGCUACUCUCUCUCCUUCUGAUAA
Pyrus x bretschneideri (Chinese white pear) is the source of this 2881-nucleotide messenger RNA. RefSeq names its product U-box domain-containing protein 52-like. The transcript is spliced from 9 exons. Gene Ontology annotation, molecular function: protein kinase activity; ATP binding. Gene Ontology annotation, biological process: protein phosphorylation. The coding region runs from base 6 to 2294 and encodes 762 amino acids. NCBI's taxonomy places the organism in Eukaryota, Viridiplantae, Streptophyta, Magnoliopsida, Rosales, Rosaceae. The record is from RefSeq and is a predicted model, not a curated record.